CGCGUCUCUUAUAAAAACUAAAGCAAACCACUCCAAGAGAGCACACUACAAGAAUCUUAUUCGUUUUUUUCUUUCCUCUUUCUCUUUACAGAUAAACUGAGAAACCCCAGCUCAUCCCUCAAUUCCCAGAUGGGUUUCAUGAAUGUUCUCAAGUUCUCAGCUGCAUGCUUUGAUCUUCUUGGCUGGCCUCUAUGUGCACUGGGUUAUCCUCUAUGUGCUUCAAUUCGGGCAAUUGAGACUAACUCAAUCUCAGACUUUCGGAAGUUGGUGGCGUAUUGGGUUCUAUUUUCCUUGAUUUCACUCUUUGAUCAUGCCUUUGCCAAGCUCCUUGAAUGGGUACCAGUCUGGCCUUACAUAAAGCUGAUGGUCAUCUGCUGGCUGGUGAUACGGCAGUUUGAUGGUUCAUAUUAUGUCUAUCAACACCUAGUUCAGCCAUGCUUGUCCAUGGAUCCACAAGUUGUCAUGAACUGGCUCUUCAAUGAAUCAAAAAAGAAGUUUCAUAGCAGAGAAAACUUUCUUGUUUCAGCAGACCAAUAUAUUAAGGAGAAUGGACCUGAAGCUUUGGAGAAACUACUUGCUAGGAAGUUGAGGAGCGCAAAGCCUAAUGUUGAAGUGAAAGAGAUCAAAGCACCUGCAGCACCGGAGAAAAAAGGGGAAGAGUGGAAGUGUGAAGAGCCUAAUGUUGCUGAAAAGGAGAUCCAAGAUGUCAAAGUAACAGACAUAAAGAAUGGGGGGGAUGGAGCAAAGAGGGUUAAACAAACAGAGAUAAAUCUUGGUGAAACUAGAAGUAAUACAACCUGUGCUGUGGAGAUAAAAGAAAGGGCAGCGGCACUGGUGGCCGCAGAAAUUGAGGCAUGUAGAGACGAUAGAACCCCCAAGAUACCUCUUCAUGAGAAAGUCCAGAAAGAGUGGGCUUGUGCUGUAUGCCAGGUCACAACCCAAAGUGAAGCGACCUUCAAUUCCCACCUUCAAGGGAAGAGACAUCAGGCCACUUCUGAGAAGCUGAGAGCCAAAAACCAGGCAACCAAAACCAGUUGUUCCCCAUCUGCUUCAAUGGCCAAGAAAUCUGAUCAGUCCACCAAAGAGGAGCAACCGAAGUGUACUUCCAACAAUCUGAAUUCCAAAAACAAUGGAAUCUCAGCUGCUUCAACAGUGAAGAAACCUGAUGACACCAAAGAUGAUGAGCGACAAAAGUCUGCAUCUAGCAAUGAACCGAACCAGAAGAAUAACAAAAAGCAAGAGGUACAGACCAAUGAGCAAGGCCAUCAGAAGAAUUUAAAGCAAACUGGCGAUGGAAUGAAAGAGUUGAGAUUAUGCUGCAAUAUCGGUAAUGUAAGCUGCACAAGUGAGCUUGACAUGGCCUCUCAUCUCAAUGGAUGGAGGCACUUUAAUAUGAUAAAGGAGCCGUCUGAAUUUAAGGGUCUCCUAAAAGCCCCCGGCCUAGGCCCGGCCCGGCCCAGCGGGCUAAGGCCCAGCCCGAGCUCGGCAAGGCCAAGCCCAUUUCUGGAUGGGCCGGGCCAUGGGCCCCAAUUUAGGCCCGACCCGAGCCCGGCAAGGCUGAGCCCAUUUCUGGAUGGGCCGGGCCAUGGGCCCCAAUUUAGGCCCGGCCCGGCGGGCUGGCUCGGCCCGACGGGCUGGCCCGGUCCGGCAGGCUGGCCCGGUCUGACGGGCUGGCCCGGUCCGACGGGCUGGCCUAGAUCGGUGGGCUGGCCCAGUCCGGCGAGCUGGUCCGGUCCGGCGGACUGGUCCGGACAGUCCGGUCCGACGGACUGGCCCAGUCGUAGGCCCGGCACUUAAAAAAAAAAAUAUAUAUAUAUAUAUAUAUAAAUUCAAGAAAUAGAAAAUGCUACAUUAAUAAAAAUAUUCAUUGCUAACUAUUUUAUUCAUUAAAUGUAUACAUUACAUUUGAAAAUGUGGGAAAAGUUUACAUCACUACAAAAUAAAUACAUCCCAACUAAGUUGGCACUUACUUAUUUGUCAA
Molecule: messenger RNA, 1981 nt
Organism: Vitis vinifera (wine grape)
Lineage: Eukaryota; Viridiplantae; Streptophyta; Magnoliopsida; Vitales; Vitaceae
Exons: 7
Coding region: 130-1797 (555 amino acids)
Molecular function (GO): nucleic acid binding; zinc ion binding
Source: RefSeq, a predicted model, not a curated record